CUUCAACUAUCUUCAACUAUCUUCGACUCUUCCCAUCCACUACGUGGGGUAGCCAUGACGGGCUCGAUUCGCACACUGGCUGUGCAGUAUUUCCAGCUGGUUAAUCCGUCGAAUUUGGCACUACCGCCGGGCAAUGUUCUCGUUCAACCAAACGUGCAACAAGCACUGUACGAGCAUAUGUUCGACGAAACGCUCACCCCACUCCCACCAGCACCAUACCGUACAAGUGUCCUGAAGCAGAUUAUCACGCGAAUUGAAGGAGCAAUCACAGACCCAGAGGAAGAUGAAAUCCUCGAUAGUCUAAUGGAAAGCUGGGGCAACCUAGUAAUGCUACCCAAACCCUCCCCGCUCGAACAAGCCCAACAAAUAUCUUCAAUAAAAUAUACCGCCCCUUUACAACCCCAACCUUCAACCUCGCCCACCUCGCCCAUCUCCGAACGAACUAUCAACAUCCUCGAAUCCCGAGGCCUACUCCUCGCCAGCGGCACAACAGGAAACAGAACCUGGGAAGCAGCCCUCCACCUAGGUUCAUUCCUCUCCACACCAGCCGGAAAAGCCCUAGUCCACGAAAAAAAAAUCAUCGAGCUCGGCGCAGGAACAGGAUUCCUCUCUCUUUUCUGCGCGCGCUAUUUAGGCGUGAAGGGUGUUGUUGCUACAGAUCGCGAGCCAUUCCUUAUUGAGAAUAUGCGCGCGUGCGCGAAACUCAAUCACACGAAUGAAGAUGGCGAUAUACCCUUCUUCCCCGCUAUUUGGGACUGGGGAACACCACUCAAAAAGACAGAGGAAAUGAGUUCUAUGACGGGAGGCGGGGGGUUGCAAUUUGAUGUUGCGCUGGGAGCUGAUUUGGUCUACGAUACAGAUAUCGUCUCCCCUUUAAUCUCAACGAUCCAAGACCUUUUCUCGAACUACGGGGUUAACAAGUUCAUUACUGCCGCGACGUUUCGGAAUGAGAAUACCUUCCGGACUUUCUUUGAUGCGUGUGAACUGAAUGCAUUCAGGUUUGAGAAGUUGCCCUUUGAGUCUGCGGCAGAGGAGGAACAGACUGGGUUCUUCCAUUCGACGAGUUUUCCGAUUCGUACGUAUUUGAUUUCAAAGGCGUGA
Penicillium atrosanguineum is the source of this 1101-nucleotide messenger RNA. Its product is annotated as protein-lysine N-methyltransferase. Lineage: Eukaryota; Fungi; Ascomycota; Eurotiomycetes; Eurotiales; Aspergillaceae. The record is from RefSeq and is a predicted model, not a curated record. The annotation marks the transcript as partial. The transcript is spliced from 3 exons.